AUGAGAUUGACUUCGAUCGCAGUUGCACUGGCACCAAAGCGAUUUGUUCACUUAAAUCUCCAGGGAAGAGGUAAUCCUCUAACUUCUCCUUCAUCCUUCCGUUGCUGGACUCGAGCUUUCUCUGGUCGCAGUGAUGAUUACAGAGAGAAGCUGAGAAAUGGGUUUCUACAAGAUAUGAAGUUAGAUGAUGCGGUUGGUUUGUUCAGUGAGAUGGUAAAGUCUCGUCCUUUCCCUUCAAUUAUCGAUUUCAGUAAACUGUUGACUGCAAUUGCCAAGUUGAAGAAGUAUGAUGUUGCCAUCUCUUUGGGUGAGAAGAUGCAGAAGUUAGGGAUUUCACAUAAUAUCUAUACAUACAAUAUUUUGAUAAACUGUUUCUGCCGCUCCUCUCAACUCCCUCUGGCUUUAGGUAUGCUUGGUAAGAUGAUGAAACUUGGCUAUGACCCCAACGUCGUCACACUUUCUUCGCUUCUCAAUGGUUUCUGCCGCUGUAAUAAGAUCUCCGAUGCCGUAGCGUUGGUUGAUCAAAUGGUGGAAAUGGGGUAUCAACCAGACAAAGUGACAUUUACAACUCUAAUCCACGGGCUCUUUCUCAACAACAAAGUUUCCGAAGCUGUGGCUUUAGUUGACCGAAUGGUCGAGAAAGGAUGUCAACCAGAUCUGGUUACUUAUGGUGCUGUAGUAAAUGGAGUGUGUAAGAGAGGUAAUAUUGAUUUGGCUUUAGAUCUGCUCACGAAGAUGGAAAAGGGGAACAUUGAGGUGAAUGUUGUGAUCUACAAUACAGUCAUUGAUGGUCUUUGCAAAUACAAACAUGUCGAUGAUGCACUCAACCUAUUCAAUGAAAUGGAGAACAAAGGAGUUAGAGGAAAUGUUGUUACUUACAACUCCCUCAUAAGCUGUCUUUGUUGUUAUGGAAGAUGGAGUGAUGUAUCUCGACUACUAAGCGAUAUGAUUGAGAGGAAAUCAACCCCGAUGUUUUUACUUUUAGUGCACUGA
This is a messenger RNA of Eruca vesicaria subsp. sativa (arugula), 993 nucleotides long. Lineage: Eukaryota; Viridiplantae; Streptophyta; Magnoliopsida; Brassicales; Brassicaceae. The record is from the annotation of a GenBank genome assembly.